Physella acuta is the source of this 2117-nucleotide messenger RNA. RefSeq lists its product as uncharacterized. The record is from RefSeq and is a predicted model, not a curated record. Lineage: Eukaryota; Metazoa; Mollusca; Gastropoda; Physidae.
UCAGCGAGCUUGACAUUACCUGAACGUCAGUCAACUAGAGCACCAGGGGAAGCAACCCGCUCUCAGAGAUUCUUCAACGUUAAGCUUGAUUAUCUUUUACAGUUUUUCAAAUAAAGUAUAAUUUAUCGUAUUUUCUACAAACUGUACAGUUUAUAGGCAGAAUUGAUUGAUCAACAGAGUGACGAUUUAAGAUCAAUUGUCAGGCGCUUUGAAACCAAUUCUUUUUUCAAGUGUGUUUGUAUCAACGGUUCGGAGACUCUAACAAGAAUGGAAGGUUUGAUUGACAGUCUAAACAAGGACAAGUGGCAGGAGAUUACAGCUGACAAAAAAUCUGACGGCUACCAGGAGUACCACGUGAACCCCCACGCCCACAAGAAACUCGACAACACGAGUUUCGGCUACAUGAUCGAGAACGACUCCGUCGACCCGAAGAAAGUCGUCUUGGAGUUCGCCCUCAAGGACCCCAUCAAGGCCGCCUCUCUCUUGGAGAUCAAGCUGAACGCAGAUGGCACCAAGAUCGUUGGGAUGGACCUGGAUGGUGACAUCGUGGAGCUGAAGUAGAAGUGUCCUGUUAGUGUAAUCAAAUUUAAUCAAUGUAUGUUUUACUUGAACGGCGAAUUAAUUGUUAUCACAACAUUAGAAUACAUUUUUUUAAAAUUCUUUACAGAUGAGCAUUAAUUUUUUUUUUACUUCGUAUAUAGAUCUACAAGAAAGUAAGAUGAGCAUUAUUAAGAUUUCAAAAAAUAUAAUGAAGUGGCAUUGAAUAUACCAAUAAAAUUGAUGACAUAAAAAAUUUAAUAAAAUAAAUCAAUUCUCACAAUAGAAAUUUUAAGGUUUUUAAAGGUAAAAACUAUGACUACUUUUAACUCACACAAAUUUUAAUAAACUAUUUUAAGAUCCGAUUAAUCAAAUAAUUUAUACUAACUAUUAAUAAAAUAGUACAAUUUAGUCCCUAGCAUUGUUCCGAUUGAUAUUUCAACAAGAAAUCAUGUUUAUAUAUUUUGAGAAAUUCGCCUUAGUUAUCUACCCUUCCUGUAUUUCAAUUGUUAAUUCCCUUUAGCGUAUUCCCUUUCCCCGCCAAAUUCCUUAUCGUAUUCACGUGUGUCUGCCUGCAUACAAGUACAACAAUGUGGUAGAUGUUGUUAUCAUCUCAACCAUCUUCAUUUUACUUUUAUUUCAUAAUUGAUUUUUUAUCUUUUCGUUUUUAUAUGUAUGUACUGAACAUUUUUUUAUAACGAAAUAUUUUUAUAUUUAAUACUCCACUCCCAGGGUGCAAUAUUAGCUUACAUUCUAUGCAUGUUAGUGUGGUCCCUUUUAUUUUUAUUUUAUAAAAAUUUGUGAAAAAAAUAAACUAAAUGAUAGCAUUAUUUUAAAUUACAUUUAAAAUAAAAAAUUAAAAAAUUUAUCGUUGUGGCAGAAUAAAUUUUGUGUAAAAAAAAAAACCUAAAAAAAAAUAAUUUUUCCAAUACAGACCCCGAUUUAAUAGCAUGAAUAUUUAACCACGUAAUGAGUAAAAGACACCAAUCAACUAGUUUCUAUGUCAUCACGAUUAUCAUACCGAUGUUGUUAACAUGUAAGCCAAAGAAAGUAUUUAUUAUAUAGAGGCAAUUGGCUGUGAUCCCAAAUACACCCCCCACCCUCCCUAUGAUUGUCACAUAGCAUGUCUUCAUCGCUGGUUCGAAUCCCACGCACACACACAAUGCAAACCUCCAUCUCAGUAUGUUUAGAAUAACGAGUUAUAAAAACAACAGUAUAUUACAAUAGAAUUUCAACUUAACCAAACUUAAGAGAGUAAUACUUUAAUCAAUGAGGUUUUUAUCUAAAAUUUAAUGUUUCUGAAGCGAAAAAAAAUAUUUAAAAAUUGUAGAUGGGUUAUAAAAUGUAAAAUGUUUAUGCAAUAUUCUAUUUAAAUUACACACUGAUCAUAGAUGUAUACUUUAUAAUUUUAUAUGGCUUGUUAAAAAACGUUUGGUCCAUAAUCUUUUGGUCCAUAAUCUCUUGGUCCAUAAUCUCUUGGUCCAUAAUCUCUGGUCCACAAUAUGCCACUGUGGUUCCUCAUGGAUUUACAUAGAAGAAAGCAUGUUCUGAUAUGAAAUAAAAUAAAUUUUGUUUAAAAA